UCUAGCGGUGGAAGCGACCGGCCGCGUGUUGGAGACGGGUCUAUCUGGCGGCAGCGGGCGGUUCGGUUCGGAUUGGGAGUCAGACGUCCAUCAGUGGGGACAGAGCAAGAGGCGGUAUCGACAGUACUAUGAAGCCGGGAUUUUCACCGCGGGGAGGAAGAGGCGGUUUCGGUGGCCGGGGCGGUUUCGGAGACCGCGGAGGCCGGGGCGGUUUCGGAGACCGCGGAGGCCGGGGCGGUUUCGGAGACCGCGGUGGUAGGGGCGGUUUCGGUGGGAGAGGUGGAUUCAGUGACCGGGGAGGGAGAGGAGGAGGACGAGGCGGAUUUGGUGACCGAGGAGGCCGAGGUGGUCGGGGGCGUGGAGGAGGUCGUGGAGGUCGGAGGGGCGGAUUCCGCGGCGGAUCAAAAGUGACGGUCGAACCGCACAGGCAUGAAGGUGUCUUCAUUUGUCGAGGGAAAGAGGACGCUCUCGUGACGAGGAACAUGGUCCCUGGGGAGUCGGUGUACGGGGAAAAACGGAUUGGUGUGGAGGAGGCUGAGCAGAAGAUCGAGUACAGGGCCUGGAACCCCUUCCGGUCGAAGCUGGCAGCGGCCAUCCUCGGAGGUAUCGACCAGAUCCACAUUAAGCCCAAUGCCAAGGUUCUGUACCUGGGGGCGGCUUCCGGCACCACCGUCUCCCAUGUGUCGGACAUUGUGGGGCCGGAUGGCCUGGUCUAUGCCGUUGAGUUCUCCCACCGCUCGGGCCGGGACCUCAUCAAUGUGGCCAAAAAGAGGACAAACAUCAUCCCCAUCAUUGAGGACGCCCGACACCCCCACAAGUACCGCAUGCUCCUGGGGAUGGUGGAUGUCAUCUUUGCCGAUGUCGCGCAGCCAGACCAGUGCAGGAUCGUGGCCAUCAAUGCCCACCAUUUCCUCAAAGUCGGCGGCCACUUCGUCAUAUCUAUUAAGGCAAACUGCAUCGACUCCACAGCAGCGCCCGAGGCUGUGUUUGCGUCAGAGGUGAAGAAGAUGCAACAAGAGAAUAUGAAGCCACAGGAGCAGCUGACUUUGGAGCCCUAUGAGCGAGAUCAUGCCGUAGUGGUUGGAGUCUACAGGCCACCCUUGAAACAGAAGAAACUUCAACAAGAUUAGAACCUACAGAUAAGCUAGACAACCAUCUGCUGAUGUGUUCUCAGUCUUGAAUUUGACUGAACGAAGUGUUCUUCCUGAAUUUUAAGAGUGAAGAAUAACCUGCCUUAGCUUUUGUAAAAGGACUCGUUUCCAAAUAGCACUGCUCAUUCUUGGGCAGGGUUGGGGUUUCUGACAUUGUUUAGUAGUGGGGUGGGGGGGAAUGAGAAGAUUCAGGAAAAGAAAAUGUAUAUAGAUUUGAAUUUUAAAAUAUUCUGGAAGGAACAAGAUCGUAGCAGAGGUUGGUGACUGUUUACUCCUGGGAUUAGAUUAUGGCAUGUAAAUCCGCCGUAAUGACUGAGCUGUUCUGGAGAAAAAGUCCAGAGGUAUUCCCAACCCUCUCCUCAGCUUAGAAACAGGCUGCUCUCCUUGUUUUGAGAACCAUACACCCUCUCCUUAACCGUUAGGUAUUUUAUAUACAUUUCAUUCAGUGAAGCUUGGCGUCCAAUAUCCUGUUUUGGCAGGACGGGGUCCUCCUUCCGGUAGUGUCCCGGGGAAGCACUAGGGAGCCUCUGCAGAUUCUUCUCAGCAGUAGACAUUUUGCAGGAAACAGUGUUAUGUACUUGUAUGUGAAUGGAUUUGCAAAGUUUUUAUAUUAAAAAGAGAAAGCAAACAGAUUUUGCAAGUGUCUCCUUUUGGAACUGAGAGCUCUGGGUCAAGAAAUGAGCUGCUGGAGGAGCUCAGUAUCUGCAGUCUCUUUAAGUUCCUUGUGUAAUAGUCAUGGGUCCCCUCGCAUUGAUGUGGGUUAAGGAGCAGGUUUAGGCCACUCAGGCCCUCAGACCUGCUUGCCAUUCAGUCAGAUCGGGCCUGAUCAUACCUUUAGCCUUAACCUUUCAUCUAUCUCUGGAAACUAUUCAGCUUCUACUGCUUUCUAAAGUAACAGAGAUACUGUGCAGCAAGUAGAGGCUUUUCAGCCUAUCACAUGCACAGAUUCAACAACAUUAAUCCCAUUUUUUAUUCUCCACCACCCAGGGUUUACCCACUUAUAACAUUAAGCAGCCAAUUUACAGUGCCCAAUCAAACCACUGAUCCUGCACAUUCCUUGGGAUGCUGGAGGAAACGAGAGGGGGAAAUGAUCCCAUGCAUUCAUAGGGAAAACAUGCAAACUAUGUACACUCACUCACUGGAUGGUGCUAAUGGUUACGCUGCACAUUGAUACCGGUGAAGCUGCUUUCUUUUUUUUUUGUCAUAAAAGAGAUGUUUUAUUAUACAUAUUUAGACAGUUUCUUGGACAGGAGAUCAGCUCGAUCUACUUUAGCACCAGUCUCUUCACCUGAUGGUUUGCUUGCACCACUUCCUCCUUCACCAUGCAGCUCCAUGAGACCUCUUUCAAAUCUUGCCAACACCAAUUGAUCUCUGUGCCUUAUAGUUGCCUUGUGGGUGCUGUUAGGGUAUAGUUAUGAUAAAUAGCAAAUAUUAAUUUCAACAGCAUCCAGUCUUCAGAUUUGAAUGUGGAUUGCAGAUUAAACUUGAAAUGCCACUCAGGAUGAUGGACUUCUUGGAGCUGCAGACUGGGGUCGAUUGCAAACCAGGAAAUGCUGGUUGAUUUGAGAUGUCUGCAUAUGCAUGAAUGAGAGAGAGUGAGGAUUAACAUUCAAUCUACAGUGUGUGGAGUGUUGGUAUGAAGAUUUGGGUGUUUGAAAAUUAUAUUGAAUGCAUCAAUUUAAUAUCAGAAUGUAUACAGUAUACAACCUGAAAUUCUUACACUUCACAGACAUCCAUGAAACGGGGAAAAACCCAAAGCCUCCCCCCAUCAUGCAAGUAAUAGCAAAGCUUCCAAAGAGACCAGUAUCUGGAGUCAGUCAAAAACUGAAGUCAGUUCAUCCCAACAACUUGGUAUCUCAGACAGGCUCUCCCUAGCGAGGGAGAGAGAGGUCACUCCUGCAACAAACAAAAGCAGGAGGCCAGAAGCUCGCGGUUUUGGUGUUAUGAUCUGCCGUGUUGCUUCUCAGUCCCAACUUGAGGACUAACUGGCUCCAACUCAUCUAAAGAGAGAGGGAGGAUCACUUGAGUGCGGGGGCCUUCUGACAACAGCAGGCACUGCUUGCUGUCUCAAUGUUUCAGUCUUGCGCGGUGCUUCAGUCAGUGACAUUGGUGAGGAACUGGGUCGUCCUCAGGACCACACCUGGAGAUACUGAAAUGCCAGGUGGCACGGUGGGUCUGAAGAAGCACUCAUGACACGCUGGAGGAACUCAGCAGGUCGGGCAGCAUCAGUGGAAACGAUGAGUCCACGUUUCCAGCCCGAACCCUUCGUUCCUGACGAAGGGUUCCGGCCCGAGACGUCGACUCAUCGUUUCCACUGAUGCUGCCCGACCUGCUGAGUUCCUCCAGCGUGUUGUGAGUGUUGCUUUGACCCCAGCACCUGCAGAUUAUUUUGUUUUUGGGUCUGAAGGAGAACCUGUAAGGAACAAUAGUUCAAGCUGCCGCUGUAGAUCACAGACUCCAACCACCUUGAAAGGAAGAGGGACAUAAGAAAAGAAAAAUAAGCUGUUUCAUGGCCGAACUGAAAGAAGUUGCCCAGGUCUGUAAAAACUUCUGGCACCAUCUUUUCUAUCUCUUCCCACCAAAUUAAUUGUAACUCAAGUUAAACAUUUGUAUUGAAGUAAAUUAUGUCAUCGUAACUAUUGAAAAUGUGUUGAGUUAGUGGCGUAUAUGACUAUAUGAUAUAUAUGUACAAUAUCUGAAAUACAUCUUAUGGAAAUGUUUGAUGCUGAACUUCAAUAAAAAAUAAAUUACAAAAAAAAGAAAAUGUAUUAAGUUAGCAUUGAUCUUCAGGGUAUAAAAAUGUGAUUU
Molecule: messenger RNA, 3959 nt
Organism: Mobula hypostoma (lesser devil ray)
Lineage: Eukaryota; Metazoa; Chordata; Chondrichthyes; Myliobatiformes; Myliobatidae
Gene: fbl
Product: fibrillarin
Exons: 9
Coding region: 129-1130 (333 amino acids)
Biological process (GO): rRNA methylation; box C/D sno(s)RNA 3'-end processing
Cellular component (GO): nucleolus; small-subunit processome; Cajal body
Molecular function (GO): rRNA methyltransferase activity; histone H2AQ104 methyltransferase activity; RNA binding
Source: RefSeq, a predicted model, not a curated record